AUGUCCGAACGAGGCUCGUUCCGAGGGGGCCGUGGCCGCGGCGGCGGAGGUUACGACAGGUCAGGCGGCCGUGGCGCCCACUCCACCCAGCACAGAGGUGGCGGUGCAGGUGGCGGUGCCCAGCAGCAGCAGGAGAAGCCCAAGAAGGAGAACAUUCUUGAUCUCACCAAGUAUAUGGACAAGGAGGUCAAGGUCAAGUUCAACGGUGGCCGAGAUGUCACUGGAACCUUGAAGGGUUACGACCAGCUUAUGAACUUGGUUUUGGACGAUGUCAAGGAAGUUAUGCGUGAUGACGAAGGCAACGAGACUACCCGCUCUCUCGGCCUGAUUGUUGCCCGUGGCACUUUGAUUGUCCUCAUCUCCCCUGCCGAUGGCAGCGAGCAGAUCGCCAAUCCUUUCAUGCAACAGGAAGAGUAA
This is a messenger RNA of Aspergillus wentii DTO 134E9, 417 nucleotides long. Its product is annotated as putative small nuclear ribonucleoprotein (LSM7). NCBI's taxonomy places the organism in Eukaryota, Fungi, Ascomycota, Eurotiomycetes, Eurotiales, Aspergillaceae. The transcript has 3 exons. The coding region runs from base 1 to 417 and encodes 138 amino acids. Gene Ontology annotation, cellular component: U6 snRNP; catalytic step 2 spliceosome; spliceosomal tri-snRNP complex. Gene Ontology annotation, biological process: mRNA splicing, via spliceosome; nuclear-transcribed mRNA catabolic process. The record is from RefSeq and is a predicted model, not a curated record. Gene Ontology annotation, molecular function: RNA binding.